AUGAGCGCAGCUGUGUUGCCGUUUUAAUCAGGUCAGAGAAGGCGUCUCUACCAGGGUGACUUUUGACCUGCCUCUGUUAUGUCAAUUGUGUGUAAGGCCCUGGUGUAGUUACUGUGUUAAAAUGCAAUGAUUCAAUUACUCCAUUACUUAGAUACCCUCUAAGUGACGCUACUGUUGUCCACCUCCCCGUGAUUGAAUUGUUUACCCACAGUAAACAUGGCGGGAAGAGCUUCGAUCCGACCCUUGAACACUCAAUAAAAAUGGCGACAGCACUUCCUGUGCUUGCCCUCAACAAAGAUGGUGUCAACACUUCCUGUUUAGGGUUUUCGCCUUUAACAAAGAUGGUGCUUAUGGGGCAGGUUCCCUAACAGUCAGGAUUCCGGUUGCAGUUUUUCUCCCCCGCCCCAAAGAUACGUGGUUGCAGACGUAAGUAACAGGAAUCCAUUUUUUCUUGAAAGUCCUGCAUUGUAGCGUCUGCGACCUGGGCCCUGCGGGGGCUUCCCCGCCCCACUAACUUGGUCUGCAUUUCCGAUCCGGGCCAAGGCUGGGUGGCUGCGGUAGUGCCGGAGGCCCGCUCUCCCCUUGGUCCGCUCUUAAGUUCAUUCCCAGCACUCCCUCUUUAGCGGGUCAAAUUGCGGGAGAAACCGCCCGUAGUCUUCCUGUUUGAUACAAGGAUUUCAGCGGCCGAGGCAGAGAUUUUUUAAAAAGUUCCCAAUGGGCGCUCACAGCCAAAUGUGAACACCUCCCCCUCCUCACCUGUCAGCUCCUAAACUUUGCAGGGUUGCGAGGGGGAAUGUGGGAUCGGGUGUCGCCCAGCCGUGGUCGUACUGCCCGGGUGUAUCUGAAGCCGCAUCUGUCAUCCCUACCUGCCUUCCCGGUCACUUGACCUUCACUGCCUUACACACAACCAAGCCACAGCACACGGGUGCAGGGGUGGUGGAAGUGCACCUUCAAAUUGUGCCUGGCUACUGACCGGCGCUGGGGGAGAAAUGGAGGCCAGAGACAAGCAAGUACUCCGCUCACUUCGCCUGGAGCUGGGUGCAGAGGUAUUGGUGGAGGGACUGGUUCUUCAGUACCUCUACCAGGAAGGAGUCUUGACGGAAAACCAUGUUCAAGAAAUCAAUGCUCAAACCACAGGCCUCCGGAAAACAAUGCUCCUGCUGGAUAUCCUACCUUCCAGGGGCCCUAAAGCAUUCGAUACAUUCCUAGAUUCCCUACAGGAGUUUCCCUGGGUCAGGGAGAAGCUGAAGAAGGCAAGGAAAGAGGCCAUGACCGACCUGCCUGCAGGUGACAGAUUGACUGGAAUCCCCUCGCACAUCCUCAACAGCUCCCCAUCAGACCGGCAGAUUAACCGGCUGGCCCAGAGGCUGGGCCCUGAGUGGGAGCCCGUGGUGCUGUCUCUGGGACUGUCCCAGACAGAUAUCUACCGCUGUAAGGCCAACCACCCCCACAACGUGCAGUCGCAGGUGGUGGAGGCCUUGGUCCGUUGGCGGCAGCGCUUCGGGAAGCAGGCCACCUUCCAGAGCCUGCACAACGGGCUGCGGGCCGUGGAGGUGGACCCCUCGCUGCUACUGCACAUGUUGGAGUGACGGUGCCUCCACCAACCGCUGGGGAGUGAGUCCCUGAGUCAUGUGGCUGAAUCCUGACUUUCACUCAGAGCAGGUGGUGUUUUGUGUAGGUUUGUUUUUUAUUUUUAAUGAUCCUCAGAUGGAAGGAGAAAACAAGGUUUCCACUAGACGUUAUUUGAAAGGCCAGAUUACUCAGCAGAUCUCUCACGGUGGCUCAACAAUUCUUUGUUUUUAAUUGCUUGAAGAUUGCAUUGUUGUAAUUGUUCAGUUUUUAGAUGUGUAAUGGCAUUUUAAUAGACUAUUAAAUCACAGUGGUUCAAAAAUAUAUAUAUAUAUAUCAUGUCAUCACAUUACAAGCAGGUAUCUCAUAUGUAAAACAUUUACCUGAAUGUUGUCUGAGGACUGAACUGUGGACUUUACUAUUCAUAAUGAUAAAAUAAUAAAAUGUGAAUUACUACAUAUCAUGUGCCUCA
Mandrillus leucophaeus (drill) is the source of this 2041-nucleotide messenger RNA. RefSeq names its product CASP2 and RIPK1 domain containing adaptor with death domain (gene CRADD). Bases 990 to 1589 code for a protein of 199 amino acids. NCBI's taxonomy places the organism in Eukaryota, Metazoa, Chordata, Mammalia, Primates, Cercopithecidae. Gene Ontology annotation, biological process: signal transduction; regulation of apoptotic process. Gene Ontology annotation, molecular function: death domain binding; protease binding. The transcript has 3 exons. The record is from RefSeq and is a predicted model, not a curated record.